This is a messenger RNA of Symbiodinium sp. CCMP2456, 456 nucleotides long. NCBI's taxonomy places the organism in Eukaryota, Dinophyceae, Suessiales, Symbiodiniaceae. The record is from the annotation of a GenBank genome assembly.
GUUUACCUUGAAAAAUUCGGGGCAGAUGCGACGAUCAUGGGUUUGCUUUUCUCCGUGAUUUCUUUCUGGAGUCCGCUCACCGAAUGCCUGGUGGGGCACUUGCAGGACCGCGAGGUGCUGAAGCGCUGUUUCCCAGUGGAGCGAUGGGGUCGCCGAGCUCUUUCUUUGGCCACGCAUUGCGUCAUAGCAGCGGUGGCUGCCAGUGCUGUGUACAUGCCACCCAGUAACGCCACAGGUCCGUUGGAGGUCUGGUUCGUGCUCGUGCUCAUGCUGUCCUACUGGGGAGCUUCUUCCUGCGUCAUCGCCUUCGAAGCAGCCCGUCAGGUUUUUGGCGGAGAGCUCCCACAUUACACGCAGCUGAUGCAGGACGAGGCUUCAAAGUUAGGUGCGAAUGCCGUGAUCAGCCUGCGCCUUUCGUCCACCAACAUCGCCGUGAACACGCCUGGUCCGAGGUGA